AUGCUGCCGGACAGCGUCUACAAGGACCUGUGCCCCGCUGGCUUCUACUGUGCGGAGGCGACCACCUACGUGAACCGCUACAAGUUCCGGUGCCCUGUGGGCUUCUACUGUCCAGAAGGAACCGGCGCCAGAGAUGACCUGAAGCGAGCGCUGCUGCAGGGAGUUGUGUGCGUCAACAAGAGAGACUUCUACCUCGCUCAGAAGGUGUCGCAGUUCUGCCUGCGGCAGAUCAUGCGCAACCGCUUCGAGUUCGUGGCGCUGGAGCAGCUGCGCCUCGCGCGGGCUAACCUGCCGCUGAUCGACAAGAAGGAGAUGGUAGAGAUCCAAAGCAGCUGGAUCGAGGACUUCGACUUGCAGUACUGCCAGGAGGACGCGGUGAUGGCAGUCUGGGAGAAGUACUACAGCGACGACGUCAAGGGCAACGACGUCCGCGCUGGGAUCCUCGCGAUGAUCUCUGCGAUUCAGAGUGUCGACUUCCUGAAGGCGGGGCUGCUCUACAAGCUGCUCCUCUCCCCCGAGACCUACCGCAACAAGUGCAGCGAGCACAGCCAGUUGCUGGGGGGAACGCCCUUCCCGGCGCGGGAGUGCUUCGGAGAUGCGAACUGCAACAACGUUUCUCAGCUGGAGUGCUUGUGCACUGCAAAAUCCACCGCGCUGAUGCUGAACUGCUUCGAUGGGGACUACCCGGCCGCGAGUUGCGUCAGCGACGCCGGCAUGGAGGACUCGAUGUGCUUGGACCCCUCCACCGACAUCAAGUCCGGGGGGUCGAUCGACGACUUUGACCUCAUGGCUGGCCACUACCUCUCCUACGUCCAGUCUUCCCUGAAGGAGGAGAUGCAGGCGCGCUACGCGGAGACGCAGGCCACGGUGACGCGCUGCCCCUUCGGUACCAUGACCAUCAGCGAUGGUUCCAUGCAGCUGGGGGACUGCGUGAAGCGGAAGUCGGUCACCUACGUGCAAGAACAACUGGAUAUGAUCGUGCAGCGUUUCAAUCCCGUCGACACGUUUCUGUCGCCAAAGAAGUGGGUCACCGCUGCGGGAGACCCCGCGGUCAACGAGGGGGAGUUCCGGCCAGUCUACUUUGCGGCGGCUGGCAGCGUGUCGUUGAUCACCUUCGACGUGCGCCACUUGCCGGACGAGACCCGGUACGGCAAGCACUUCCGCAUCAAGUUCUUGGUGGCAAAAGAGCUGGACCCGCUGUACACCGACCCCAUCGAGUGUGACUCCCUGGUCGCCAAGAGGACGCCACAGCUCCGGGACCUCGACAUCUUGCUGGCGGAGAGCCGGGGCUGCGCAGAGAUUUCCUUGCCGCCGGCAUUUGUCCAGGAGGGCUUGCAGCAUGCCGAGAGUGGAGGACAACUCGCCAGCGGGGUCUUCACCUUUAUGCUGCAUCCCAUCGUGGACAUCCAGUGGCGAGUGGAGGUGCAGAUCGUGGAUGGCGUCUUCCAGCCGGAUGCCUUCAUGCUGCUCAGCUCCGCCCUGGUGGAGUACGCGGAGCCAGCCCGAGCUGAAGUGGGAACUUCUAAGUCCUUCGCCAUCAAGCUCUCCAGCGAGCUCACGCUGGAGCUGCCGGCGAACAUGCCGAUGAAGUCCUUCUCAGAUGGCGCCAAUCAGAGGGUCAUCACCAAGGCUUUCCUGAAUUGGCUGCCGGUGAGCUUGCCGGUGGCCAACUACAUGCGGCCCCUCACCACGGCGGUGGCUGGCGGUGAGAUGGAGUACGUCUUCCCCGAGAAGGCGGCGUAUUGGCGAGAUCGCACCGAGCUGUUCCUGCCCUACUUGCCCUACUUCAGCAACUGCCGGGGCUUCGGCCGGACCAUACCGCUGUGGACCAUCACGGAGCAGACCAGAGGCUGCAAGUGGGCCCCGGAGGGCGGCGAGAUUGGACUGCUGUCCUUGGGCAGUCAGGCAAAAGGAGACUCGUGCUCUCUCACAGAGGUGGAGUGCAUUCUGGACGAGGUGCCCUCGGUGAAGUUGUCCAACCCCCGGUGGUUCGAGACCGCCACGGGCGCCAAGCUCUUCGAGGUCACCAAGGAGUCCUUCCUGGCCUCCAACUUGAACAACUUCGACGUACAGCCUGUCACAGAGCCGGUGUACCUGCAGCAAGGAAUUCCCAAGUCGGGCGCGCUGCCCGGCAGAGUUACCAUCGCCUUCCAGUACUGGCAAAGAGGUCCCGGAGAGAAGAUGUUGUCGGCUGGCAGGGCCUGGUUCUCGGAGUUCGUGGAGACCCCCGAUGUCACGGUCUCCGCCGGGAGGGCGGAGUUCACCUAUCAGCUAUCGGUGGUCUACUACCCCAUGACCCACUUCGAGGUGAUGGUCUACUUCGCCUUCCCCACGGUGUUUUACAUCGGCUUCUACAUCAGCAUGGGGGUUCUUAGCCCAAAGCCCAGCUUGCGAUGCCAACUCGCGGUCAGUGCGAAGUUUGCCUCGUAA
This is a messenger RNA of Effrenium voratum, 2430 nucleotides long. The record is from the annotation of a GenBank genome assembly. Lineage: Eukaryota; Dinophyceae; Suessiales; Symbiodiniaceae.